Beauveria bassiana ARSEF 2860 is the source of this 3366-nucleotide messenger RNA. RefSeq names its product TBC domain-containing protein. The transcript has 2 exons. Bases 1 to 3366 code for a protein of 1121 amino acids. The record is from RefSeq and is a predicted model, not a curated record. Lineage: Eukaryota; Fungi; Ascomycota; Sordariomycetes; Hypocreales; Cordycipitaceae.
AUGUUCUCCAACUUCACCAAUAUAGUGCAAAAGGCACAGCAGCUCAUUGACCCUACACAGGGACUGAAUCUCUCCAGCUCUGAUCGAAACCCCUCCAAGGCGUCGCUGUUCCAGAGUCAAUUCCGUCUCCCUGCGUCCCAGAACCCCCUCUACGAAAUCACCGCCGAGCUGACCAUCCCGCCAUCGAACGCUACGGGUGGAGAAAAGGAGCACGAUAGAGGCUGGCACUAUGCGGGAAAAUUGCACCUGUCCGAGGCGUUUAUCUGCUUCUCGACAACGCCCACCAGCUUUCUGCAUUCGGCGAGCACGAGCAGUUCGUCCGCCUUCACCGGCCAGACGCACGGCGGCGGGCCUAGCGGUAAUGGAUUUACCUUCCCUCUGUGCGCCAUUAGGCGUGUCGAAAGGCUCAACAGUCAAAACUUUCAGUUUGCCCUGGCCAUCACGACGUGGAAUGGGCUCCUCUUGGAGAACCAAAAAGACAAAGACGCCGGAACGAAGGACAAGAGAGACACCAAAGAACAGCGCAUCACUAUUCAUCUCGCGGGCCCUAGACAGGCGUGUGAGCGGUUCUGCGAUGGUCUGAAGAAAGGCCUGCGGGCCGGUGUGAGUAAUGUAGGAAAGCUGCGCAGGGUCGUCGCCGAAUGUUACUCGGAAUACCUCUUGCGACCUGAGGAGAAAAAAGACAGUAUCCCCCCCGACGCAGGACUUGGCCUGAUAUUCCGUUACCCUGGCGACCCAAAGAAAUUGAGAGAUCGGGCCAAGAUGCGACUCUGGGCAGAGUACCUUCGCGACAACGGCAGAAGCGCUACGCUUAUUCGACAACCCACCUUUCACAAGCUUAUCCGGGUUGGCUUGCCAAACAGGCUACGAGGCGAGAUGUGGGAGCUGACUUCGGGCUCCCUGUACUUGCGCCUAGAAUCCCCGACCCUCUACGCGGACACCUUGGCCAAGUUCAAGGACCAGGAGUCGCUGGCCAUUGAUGAGAUUGAAAAAGAUCUCAACAGAAGCUUGCCAGAAUACCCCGGCUUUCAAAGUGAAGACGGAAUCGGACGCCUCCGCCGCGUGUUAACUGCCUACAGCUGGGUCGACACGGACGUCGGCUACUGCCAAGCGAUGAACAUCGUCGUGGCCGCCCUCCUGAUAUACAUGUCUGAAUCUCAAGCUUUCUUCCUGCUGUCUGCGCUGUGCGACCGGCUGGUACCCGGAUACUACUCCACCACCAUGUACGGUACGCUCCUAGACCAGAAAGUCUUCGAGUCUCUCGUCGAGCGCACCAUGCCCGUGUUGUGGGAACAUCUAGUCAAGAGUGACGUACAGCUCUCCGUUGUUUCGCUGCCAUGGUUCCUUUCUCUGUAUAUCAACUCCAUGCCGCUCGUGUUCGCCUUUCGUGUCUUGGACGUCUUCUUUGUCGAGGGCCCGAAGGUGCUUUUUCAGGUCGGUCUGGCCAUUCUGCGCAUCAACGGAGAGGAGCUGCUCGAUGCUGCGGACGACGGUGCGUUCAUAUCGGUCCUGAAGACUUACUUUGCACGGCUAGACCAAUCUGCCCACCCCAAAUCCGAGAAUCCCAAGCUCCGAGCCGUGACCCGGUUUCAGGAACUCAUGGUUGUCGCCUUCAAAGAGUUCUCGGGCAUCACCCAUAGCAGCAUCACAGAGCUACGGCUGCAGAAGAAGGAUGCAGUCCUCAACAAUAUCGAAAAUUUUGCUAAGAGAACGGCCAUUCGAAACCUGGGCCCAGACAGCAAGCUCCUGUCCAACGACGAGCUGGGCUCUCUCUACGACAGAUUUUACAAUGUGCUGUACGAACGCCAGCAGCGAGAUCGCAUGAUGCAGGAGGAGGCGCAGCGCCGUGCCAAAGCCAGCAGAAUGCGCGCGUCCGAGAUUUUCCCCAGAGGUGUCCCGGACCAGGUCGAAAAAGGUCGUGUCGGGCUGGGGCCAAGUACAAGCUUGAUGGACUAUGAUGCCUUCCGUGAAUUUCUUGCCAGCAUGGCCCGGUGGGCGGUCUCGGACUCGCCCGGCCAGUCUAGAAGGAGCACCGCAGUGGGGAUGGAGCGACAUGGCGGGGUCAACGACAGCCCGGGCAUCUCUAUUAGUAGCUCGCACUGGGGAGCCGGGCCCGAGCCGACACAACACGAGUUUCUGGAGCGCCUGUUCAAAAAAUGGGAUAUCGACUGCAACCAGGCUCUCACUUUGCAAAAUGUUGUUUCCGGCCUGGCGGGCAUUAAGGGCAAGAAGGAUAUUAUGGGCACUAUUACGUACUUCUUCGAGCUCUACGACGAUGACGGAGAUGGCAAAGUCGACCGAGAAGGCAUUCUGCGCAUCUCAGAGGCGCUCCUGUUCCUAUCACGGCGCGGCUUGGAAGGGCCCUUGAGUCCGUCAACCCUGGCCAGCACCGAUGGUAGUACCGAACCUCUUGACAGCCAUGCUGCUGCGGCCUCUAUAAACGAGAGGUUUCUCGGUAGUGUUAGUGCCUUCAUUCGCCGCUGCUUCGAAUAUGCGGAUCCGGACCAUCCGAAGAAAGACAAGAACGAGGACCUCAUCCCGGUUGACACUGAUCAUCGCUCCGGAGCUGCAGACGCAUUUGCUGUGGGCGAUGAUGAUGAUGAUGAUGAUAACAACGAUGACGAUGGCGAUGCGAUCGGAAACGAGUCCAUGUCAGCUGCAGACAAACCGGCCAACCUAGUCGGCCUUGUCAAUGCCACCCCGCAAGGCCACGACAGCUUGAGGCACAACGCCAGCAAGGCAAAGGCCGAAGCCGCCAAUGCAGCACUUGAUCCUGCUCACCCCCUUCACAUUACUCUGCCAACAUUUCGAAUGGUAGUAUUGGCGGACGAACUUUUGGAGCAGUUCUUCGAGUCGUCGUUCCCUCUGUCAUUUCACAUCGUGGAGGGAGUUUCGCACACUCUCACUUCGUCUGGAUCACUCACCACCUUCUCAAGCUUAGGCUUCGGUACUAGGCAUCAGAUCCCACCACAGGUCGGCCCGCCUGGCGCGGGUAGGGGACUUCGCGGCGUCUUGGACACUAUCGUGACUGACGGUAUGCGAGUCGCUACCGAAGUGCGACGGCGCAUGGAAGAAGCACAGAGAGAGCUGGAAAAGAAUGCUGUGCCCGGCCAACGCGCUUAUGACGACGAGGAUGAGGAUGAUGAUAUGACUCUGCCUGCCGAGGUGACAUCCGAAAUAGGCACAGACAUCGAGCGCCGCUCUGUCCGUAGCUCCGACCGCGACUUAUUGGACGGCGCUGAUGCAUCCGCUGGCGCUUCGGCAAAAGAGGCUGGCGAGGGGCUGGUGGACUUGGAUGCAGAGGAGAAAUCUGUUAUCCAGCCUGCGGCACACGAAGGUGUCGGUGUGGUGGAAUUCGGCACUUAA